AUGGUUCUGAUGUGUCGUCUUGUCCUCAUGGAUGGCCUGCGCUGUCCUGUGCAGACUGUAGCAGCGUUCCUUCACAUAGUCGCCAACCCGUCCACCUUCAAACCUCCCGGCGCAAGCAACGGAAACGGCGCAAGCAGCGCUGCAAGUAAUGCGGCACACAACGCUGCAGGCACUACUGAUGCUGAGGAAAUGAGAGGUGGAGAAGUUAAGGCAUCAGAUGCCUCUCACAGAUGCCUUUCACAGGCAGCACCUGUUGCUGCACCUCUUCAUCCCUCGUCUUCAGCUCCUGUUGCUGCUGCAGAUAGCCUUUCACAGGCAGCAGCAGCAGUAGCAGCAGGCACGAGUGCAGGGAAUUUAUGUGGAGAAAUCUCACCUGCUGCAGCAGCAAUAGAAGGUGCAGCAUCUGCUGAUGCGAGCUGCCUGUUAGCUGGUGAUAUGGAGGAGGCAGCGGAGUUGAGUACAAGCCCGCUGCUGUGUGAUGCCGUGCAGAAGAAACGAGGAUUGAAGGGGGGUAUGGCUGGUGCAGCAUCUUCUGAUGCGAGCUGCCUGUUAGCUGGUGAUAUGGAGGAGGCAGCAGAGUUGAGUACAAGCCCGCUGCUGUGUGAUGCCGUGAGGGAGAGGAAAGUGGGUAAAGGGGUAGGGGUGGAGCGAGGGGCGAGGGGAGCAGGGACAGGCAGCAGCAGGGGUGCGGAAACAGGAGAGAGAAGAGGGGAAGGGGAAGCAGGAGCAGAAAGAGGAGCAGAAGGGGUAGCAGCAAGAAAGGGGGUGGAAGGAGGAAGGGAAGGAGGAGAAGGGAUCGGGGGAGGGGAAGCAGCCGGCAGCAGCGAGGUGUGUGAGGAACCUCUGUCUCGACCUCGGGAAUCGGGGGAAGGAGGGGAGGGAGGAGCAGGGAUCGGGGGAGGGGGAGCAGCCGGCAGCAGCGAGGUGUGUGAGGAACCUCUGUCUCGACCUCGGGAAUCGGGGGAAGGAGGGGAGGGAGGAGCAGGGAUCGGGGGAGGGGAAGCAGCGGGCAGCAGCGAGGUGUGUGAGGAGGAACCUCUGUCUCGACCUCGGCUGACAUUCCGAGAUGUGGUGGUGCUGUCGCUGGGAGCAGGGGAGCACAUGCGGCGAUACUCGAUUGACGAGGUCAAGAAGUGGGGCCUGAUUGGAUGGGCAGAGCCGAUGGUGGAUGUGAUGGUGUGGGGGGGAGGCAACAUGGUGCAUGCUCAGAUGUGCCUGCUCGCGCUGGCAGAUGGUGCAAUAGACAACUACACACGCAUUGAGAUGUGCCAGCUGGCUCUGGCAGAUGGGGCCAUACACAACUACACUCGCAUUGAGGUGCAAUCCCUGCCGUCCAUCUCAACCAGGAUGGACAACGCAUCACGGAGGAACAUCCAGCUGCUGCAGCGAGAGGCAGAGGAUGCUCUUAAAGCCCACGGCAACGUCGUCCCCUCGCUAGCAGGGGAGGCGUUUCAGCUGCCUGGCUUGUCCCCAUCUUUCUACUACCCUGGCUUCACAUACAUCUGUUUCUCCCUCUUCUCGCUCUCCCCCCACCAACCCCCGCAUUCACCCACCAACCCACCCUCCCGCCUCCAGGUGCAAUCCCUGCCGUCCAUCUCAACCAGGAUGGACAACGCAUCACGGAGGAACAUCCAGCUGCUGCAGCGAGUGGCAGAGGACGCUCUUAAAGCCCACGGCAACGUCGUCCCCUCGCUGGCGGGGGAGGUCUGCCAGCUGGCGCCCACCAAUGAAGAGCGGCUUGCUGCGCUGGCAGAUAGGCUGGUGGUGGAGUACAGGUGGCGGCGUGGGAUUGGAGGCUGA
Closterium sp. Naga37s-1 is the source of this 1800-nucleotide messenger RNA. NCBI's taxonomy places the organism in Eukaryota, Viridiplantae, Streptophyta, Zygnematophyceae, Desmidiales, Closteriaceae. The record is from the annotation of a GenBank genome assembly.